UGCCCCAGACUUCUUCUCAUCUUGCCACCACCACACCCAACACCUCGUCCAUCCAAAAUGCGUGUUCUGACAGGAUCCGCUAUAGCCAUGUACGCCGAUGCGUCCGAACGCGAGGUUGAACAAGUCCUCGACGUCAAGGAGAUCGAAGCAGAUUAUGAUGUGUAUUUGUUCUGGUAUUCGAGUCAGUCGCGGGUUAUGGGGAAAGAGGAUGAUGGCAGUGAUGAGGUGUCCUCAGUAUCGAGCAGUUCCUAUAUCCCAACACCACAUGACACUGAAAGUUGUUUCUUUCCAAAUGCCACGGAGGAGACACUGGAGCAAAUUGGAUAUAGCAGGUGCUUUAGGUCCGGAUUCUUCAUAACACGAGUUUCUCGACGCUUUGACGGACUGUUGCGCCGUCUGAAGGCCGCGCUUGCCUCGACUGAACGAAGGUCUACUCGGUCCUCCUGAGUAACGGCAUCCCCAAAAUGAAGCCCGGAUCUCCUUGUUCCGUAAUCGGAUCUCAACGCAGCCAAUGACCUGCCCCGAGUUUUACCUCAUCCACACCUCACUUUCGAAAGUAGUGUAUUCUAUCAAUCUGCCAUAGUCAAUUAGAGUCUAGAACGCCGUCGCAAAGUUGUUUACGUAUACCUUUCUCCCUGCUAGCCUCAGUAUUAGAUCUGUUUAUCAGAAACCGCUGAAGAAUCUU
Molecule: messenger RNA, 685 nt
Organism: Somion occarium
Lineage: Eukaryota; Fungi; Basidiomycota; Agaricomycetes; Polyporales; Cerrenaceae
Source: the annotation of a GenBank genome assembly